This is a messenger RNA of Cylindrotheca closterium, 1770 nucleotides long. Lineage: Eukaryota; Bacillariophyta; Bacillariophyceae; Bacillariales; Bacillariaceae. The record is from the annotation of a GenBank genome assembly.
AUGAAAUUUUCUUUGAAAGCAAUCUAUCUUAUCGGCCUUGGUUUGGUUCCUCUCGCCAAGGCUGAACCCGUUGGAACUUGUGCCGACCAAGCGAGCUGCUUUGACUUUUCGAUCAGUCAACUCGAUACCGACGCAUGUGGAUUUGGACCAUGCACCGUCGAGGUGUGCAUGACAAUCGACACGUCCAAGGACAAGUGUGCCAAGAGUGGUGAUGGGGUCAGUCAUGUUUGUGACAUGACGGGUCCUGAUGGAUGCCCAGUCUACGAUGCUUCUGGUGUCCCCAAGCUCGGAACCGGUGGCGGUCAAUCCGAACUAUGCGAUGCCGUAUACGGUGAAGGCGGAACAGGCGGAAUUCCUGGAAAAUGUGCCAGUGUUUCCAACAUCAAGCUGUGUCAAGAAGGCUUUCCAGGCGACACCCUUCAUUGGAUUAUCAAGGACGGUCGAAACAGUGAUUCGGAUGUUGGAUUCUCUACCACACACGAUUACACUGAUGGAUGUGCCGCUUCCGUAUCAUGUCAGAACAACCUAUAUGCUUGCGGCGACACAGAAGCUCAGCUAGCACUCGAACGUGUUUGGUCCUACACCAUUCCAGUUGCCGCUGGGAAAUGCGAUGUGUGUUCCUCUGCUUCACCAACGGAGUUCCCUACCGCCACGCCGUCAGUUCCUCCAACCCCCCUUCCGUCUUCCUCCCCAAGUGACUCUCCGACUCCUCUCCCAUCUGCUUCGCCUUCGGCUUCUCCUAGUGCUGCACCAUCGGCUGCACCAUCGGCAGCCCCAUCCGCUGCACCCUCGGCUUCUCCCAGCGCCUCGCCAUCAGCCGCCCCAUCUGCUUCGCCUUCCGCUUCGCCAAGCAAGUCGCCAACAUCUGCGCCAACCCCUGCGCCAACUCCUGAACCAACACCUGAGCCAACACCUGAGCCAACACCUGAGCCAACCCCAGAGCCAACUCCAAGUCCUACCAAGGCACCAACUCCUGCACCGACCCCAAGCCCCACUGAGUCACCAACAAAGACUCCAGUUGCCGACCCAACCAGCUCUCCAGUCAAUCCUCCUACACCAGUUGAUCCUCCGACACCAGUCGAUCCUCCGACACCAGUCGAUCCUCCAACCCCAGUUGAUCCCCCGACACCAGCUGAUCCUCCGACACCACCUAGUCCAACCCCUGAGCCAGGUCCGGUUCCUGACUGCGCAGACCAAGCUGGCUGCACUGGAUGGUCCAUGACCAAGCUCGACACCGAUGCUUGUAACUUGGGCGGAGACUGCACAGUUGAAGUUUGCAUGGAAAUCGACACAUCAAUGCCUACCUGUGCAAAGUCCGGUGACUCCAUCAGUCACGUAUGUGACAUGACUGGUACAGAUGGAUGUCCUGAGUAUGACUCCGGUACACCCUUGCUUGGAAGUGGAGGCGGGGAAUCCGAAACUUGUGCUGCUACCUAUGGGGAAGGAUCCGGAACUUCUAGUUUUGGUGGCAAGUGUGCCAGUGUUACCAACAUCAAGAUGUGCCAAGAAGGUAAACCUGGAGAUACUCUACACUGGAUUGUGAAGGACGGUAACGAAAAAAAUGCUGUUGAUGUCGGUUUCGAGGCUAUCCAUGACUACAAGAGCGGUUGUUCUGCUCUUAUCACCUGCCAGAAUGGCUACUAUUCCUGUGGUGACAACAAAAAACAACUAAACAUGGAACGCACUUGGUCUUAUACUAUUCCUGAGUUUACAGGAGAAUGUGAUGUCUGUGGAGGUUCGGCACGAUACCUUCGAAAGGGUAUCAAUUAA